Jaculus jaculus (lesser Egyptian jerboa) is the source of this 1212-nucleotide messenger RNA. It is a transcript of the gene Dcps, whose product is annotated as decapping enzyme, scavenger. Bases 34 to 1044 code for a protein of 336 amino acids. The record is from RefSeq and is a predicted model, not a curated record. The transcript has 6 exons. Lineage: Eukaryota; Metazoa; Chordata; Mammalia; Rodentia; Dipodidae. Gene Ontology annotation, cellular component: P-body; nucleus. Gene Ontology annotation, molecular function: hydrolase activity; RNA 7-methylguanosine cap binding. Gene Ontology annotation, biological process: deadenylation-dependent decapping of nuclear-transcribed mRNA.
GUGUGCGCAGGCGCACGACUCUUCCCAGGCAGCAUGGCGGAUGUAGCGCCUCAACCAAAAAGAAAGCGAGAACUGGAGGCAGAGGGGGCAGAAGCCCUCAGUACAAAGGAAAAAGAACCGGGCAUUGGAAAUGGCACAUCUGCCUUUGUUAGCCUACCGUUCUCCGGCUUUAAAGUACAAAAAGUGCUGAGGGAGUCUGCGCGGGACAAAAUCAUUUUCCUGCAUGGGAAGGUGAAUGAGGACUCUGGGGAUGGGCAUGGAGAAGAUGCCGUUGUCAUCUUAGAGAAGACACCAUUUCAGUUGGAGCAGGUGGCAGAGCUCCUGACAGGAAGUCCUGAGCUUAAGUUGCAGUUCUCCAAUGAUGUCUACAGCACCUAUCACCUGUUCCCUCCAAGACAACUGAGUGACAUAAAGGCCACUGUGGUCUACCCUGCCACAGAAAGACACCUGCAGAAGUACCUGCGCCAGGACCUCCACCUGCUCCGGGAGACAGGAGAGGACCACAAGAACAUCACCUUACCCCACCUGGAAUCCCAGAGCCUCAGCAUCCAGUGGGUGUAUAAUAUUCUCGACAAGAAGGCUGAAGCUGACCGCAUUGUUUUUGAGAACCCAGAUCCUUCUGAUGGCUUUGUCCUCAUCCCUGACCUCAAGUGGAACCAACAACAGCUCGAUGACCUGUAUUUGAUUGCCAUCUGUCACCGCCGGGGCAUCAGAUCAAUCCGGGACCUGACUACAGAGCACCUGCCACUGCUGAGGAACAUCCUCCACCAAGGGCAAGAAGCCAUCCUGCAGCGCUACCAGGUGGCGGGAGACCGGCUGCGGAUAUACCUGCAUUACCUGCCCUCCUACUACCACUUGCACGUGCAUUUCACAGCCCUGGGUUUCGAGGCGCCUGGCUCAGGUGUGGAGCGGGCCCACCUGCUGGCUGAGGUGAUCGAGAACCUGGAGUGUGACCCCAACUACUACCAGCGGCGUACUCUCACUUUUGCCCUCAGGACUGACGAUCCCCUGCUCCGACUCCUGCAGCAGGCCCGGCAGCCCUGAGCGGAUGAGUGCCUGAGAAGGCACAGGUGGGCAGAGGCAGGGCCAGCAUCAGGUUUUUAUCUCUAAGGGAAUUUUGCAGUGUGUUUUGUAGGCUUUUGGCCUUUUGGCUAAGAUCAGGUUUUUGUACUGGCUUAUCCCUCAAGUGAGAAUAAAGUACUGUCCCAUCAA